Molecule: messenger RNA, 4431 nt
Organism: Homarus americanus (American lobster)
Lineage: Eukaryota; Metazoa; Arthropoda; Malacostraca; Decapoda; Nephropidae
Product: flocculation protein FLO11-like
Exons: 10
Coding region: 653-3733 (1026 amino acids)
Source: RefSeq, a predicted model, not a curated record
UCCCAAAGCUGAAUUAAGGGCGUCGCCAACACCAGAGGCGUCAGUGUGUCGCUAAACUAGCUCUCUGCAGGAGGCGUGACAUCAAAACCACCAGUCCACCACCUGCAGCCACCACAUCAGGAGUUCAUCUUGGGGCAGCGUGAAACUGACUAACAAACACCAGUCAUCGAGGAUCUUAUUGGUGCAAGGCUUUUGUAUAAUUCUAGCUGUUUCUGACAUUCCAUGGCCGUCUUUGAUACACUCUAACGGUCUCUUAUGUCUGACUCUGACAUUCUCUAAGCUUCGAGGAUAAACCUAAGACUUAAACGAUCCUCAAGAUAUCAAACUUUCAAAAUACAACGAAGAUUCGAAAAUCAUCUUUUUUGAGACGGCAUUUCUACUCGUGUUUGCUCCUUGUCUGAAUAAAUAUAUCUUAAAUUUAUCCAAUACAUCUACACCAGAAAAAAUACAAUAUACGAAAUAGAAACUAAAGCCAUAAAACUUCCAGCGCUGCAGAGAAUUUUAGAAAACUAACAUUUGUUGGAAACUUAUUAAUUGAGGAGUGAACACACGCGAAUUGGGUACAGUAUUUGAGUUUGAGGAAGCAAUAGAAUACAAGACAACACCAGCAGGCAGGAGUGAGGUGUGACGCCCAACAUCACUGUACUGAAACAUGCGCCUAACAUGGGUUGACGUAUGUGUGGUGGCGGGGUUGUGUGUAUCGACUACAGCCUCACCAUUGGGUCAGCUGGGUGUGAUGGCUGCCCUCUCUGCUGCCGUGCCUCGUGUCUUACACAAGUCUUGGGGGCAAGAGGCUGCUCCCCAUAACACGAGGACGAUGGGUACGACGGCGUCUUCUGAGGUCGAGAAAUGGGUGUGGCCAGUUUCUGAAGAGAGCCCAGGGGAGGGUAGCCCCCACAGGAAGAGUGAGAGUCGUAGUUUGUUUACCUCCAUCAUCGCCCCCUUUGUAGGCGGGCGACAGCGUCCCCGCGGAGGCCACAGGGGGCGUGAGAAAGGCAAGCCUGUGGUGUGGAGACACGCCUACACCCGCAACCCUCCCAGGGCCCCUCCGCCCCCACCCGCCAUCUACCACCCCUCCGGUGUAUCGCCUCAUCUGAUACAGGCAAACCUGAGACAUCCUCCAUACAGUGACUACCCCGCGGACCUGGAAACGCCAGAGUAUGUGGGAGACGCUAACUCUAUCUCCACCGUCAACGUCGAUGUUUCAGAGUUCUCUGAACCAAGACCCGAGGACGUUGUAUACAUCAGCUUUGAAGACGGUGACGAUGGCAGUAGUUUCCAGCAUAACAGUGGCAAUUUUAUUCAAGUUUCCUUAGCCAAUCAGCCAACUUCGUCCCUCUCUACCAGCUUCCAACCACCUCCAGAAUUAUACGGAGACGAGAACGCGGCGUCGCCGUACUCAUCGUCAGAGAGUGUCGAAAUAAACGACUUCAUGUCACCUCCUCCAAUCAAAGACCUCUUUCACACCGUUGACGUCACCGGCAAGUUCUCGCAGAGUGUAGAGCCCAACCUAGAUAAUUCAAUAGAAAUCCAAAAAGAAAACGAGUUUUUUAUCACCGGAGACUUGCCUAAAUUUAUCAAUAACAACGGGGGCCAUAUUUCUACAACCUUAGAACACCAUCACCACCAACAACACCAACACCAACAACACACUGAUUUAACACAGCAGCAACCGUCCCAACCUCCUCAACAACCAAAUUCCUUUACCACAACUCAUUUACAGCACAACACACAAACUAUUUCAUCUUCCUCACUUUCACAGCCCAAUCAGCAACCCCAGCAAUUACCAUUGUUGUCAUUAGAUAAUAAUCAACAAUCACUAUCAUCUGGACAUGAACAACAGUCGCUAGCAUCACCAUCGCCAGAACACACACAACAAUCGCUAACAUCACCAACAUUAUCCCCAGACCUCACUAUGGAAUCACAUUCAGCACCAUCACUAUCACCAGAAUUUACAGGAGAGUCACCAUCAUCAGGACACGACCAGCAGUCACCAUCCUCACCCCUGCCACUAUCAACACACGAACAACAAACUCCAUCAUCUCAGUCAAAACCAUCACAAGACAAUCAACAGAUGUCGUCUCCCUCAACAUCAUCACUUCAGGAUCAAAAUCUCUCCUCAGCGAGGCCACAACGAACGCCACCCCCACAACCAUCAACAACAACAACAGCCUCAAAAACUAAGUCUGCAACGAAGAUAAAAACAUCUGUGCCCUCACAGAUAACUCAAACUAUACAGAAAUACGAAGCAGCGUCCUCCCAACUGUCUAAAACAAAAUCCCAUGGUAGUACUGAAGCACCGCCUGCCAAGCGUCAGAUUCUCUCUACCCACCAGCCUCUGUCUGCGGAGAUCGGAGUGGAAAUACCGCUCUCUCAGGACUUGAACCAGGUGUCAGACAGCUCGUUCGACACUCAGUCAAAGCUAUCACCUUUCCAGACCAAACUGACGGGCGAUGCGUUUGAACCACUGCCAGGCUUCAGCGAGGAGGAAAUAGGACCAUCGGGAGGCACUACUAUUGGCUUCCUGCCCUUUGACGGCAGCGACGAAUUCUUUUCUCACAUUUUCAAAGGCAAAAAUCCCUUUGGAGAGAAGGUUGUUACAGAGGCCUCAAACACCCGCGUCGCAACACCCACACCCCUACAGCGACCUGACGUCCGCCGCCCCUCCUUUGCCGGAGGACCAACUGGUCCCACACCCAGACCAACCUCGUUCCAGACCCUGUUAUACUCCGAUAGUAUAUCUGCCACCCUCAGACCCGCUUUUCGAACUUCCUCAUCUUCCGCUAUCUUCCACCAACCACUCGCAGCCUCCAGUUCAGCAACCAGCUCCUCUGAGGCAGUCUCCCAGGCCUCAACCAGCAACUUCCCUGUGGAUAUCACCAAAACGCCUCCUAUAGAAGGGCCUUGGAACCCCCUGCCGGAGGUGAACACAGCGGGGCCCUUCGCCGUCACUGAAGUAGACGAAAACCCCUCACCUCUCCAUCACUUCACCCAGCCUGUAGGGAUUGCGGGUCAAAAGAGUCGUGAAAACCCAGCUGGCUCUGGGGACUUUGCUGACUAUGACGUUCUGGUGCUGCCCUACACAACCGUCGACACCCAGCAGAAGCGAGAGACCUCAGCCAUCGCCCCCCGCAACCCGGAGAAGGCCCCGGUCUUCGGUCUCCCAAUUACGCCAACGAAGGAGGAGGUGUCUGUAUACCUGGUGAGGCGACAGAGGCCGAGUGAGGACUGGAUCAACGUGCCCACACGAACUCCAGCUGGCUCACGUAAACAAACACUACCAGCUAACACCAUCACCCGCGACCCUAAUGUCCCUUCCCAUGUGCUGGGCCAAGACGCCUUCCAGUUCGGCGGCUUCCCUGGGCCCGCGGACGACACCACUAGUCACAGAAACGACCCUCGGCAAACUGGCCACGACCUGAGGCGCUCCCCUGUCAGCUUCGGCGACAAGAAGUCAACAGAAGGGAGGGAACUGCCGCUGGAUCACGGCGACCCCAACCACACCCUCCCAACCACCCUACGGAGAGACCAGGGAGUAGCGGGUGCCGGGAGCCACUCUGAAGGUCGGGGCUCACAAGAAGCUUCCACUGAGACCCAAGGUCGUGAAGUCUUCUUCAGCUCCGGGGAACAAGUCGAGGACUUCAUGCAGGUGUUGGGGUCACUAGCGCCACCGCCCUCGUCCUUCUGCCUCCACGGCUUCUGUCAGGACCAUACCCCAGAUGACGACAAGUAAUACAUGCUCGACCACCUCCACACGCACCUACAUCAACGCUCAACUGCAUUGCAACACAUCCACCCGCACUGUUAUCAACGCACCGUCACCCUUUGUAGCAGAUGCAUUGUCAGCCACCGUCUCUCCCACUUACACCCUCCCAUCAUGCCUGUUCCACUUACUCCUAUAGAACCCGCGCCUUAUCCCAUGCAGUGUGUUACCCACCCACUCCACCCAUGUACUGAUUCCCUUAAUGCACCAGCACAAAUAUAGUUAUUUAUUCAUUGGAUAUAAAUUAUUCUAAAAACAGUCAUCGAUGUUUAUAUUGUAUUUCAUCUUUUUUAAUGUUAUUUAACAAGUUGCUUAUUUACUUAAUUAGAAUUUAAAUGUUUAUGCUUCAAGAAUAGCAAGUCAGGAAAAGCAUGUGUUUUAUGUCCUUAAGAGAAGAGCUACGGGGGGAUCUAUGAUAAGAAACACAUCAUUACUAUUUUUUAUCACAGGUGUUUUAAAGUAAUGACAAGGUUGGAAUUAUUACCUGUACGAUGUAACUGUUUAAGUAAUACGUUGUCAACACACAGCUACUUUAUUGUCACCAAUCAUAAGCACCAGUAGCAGCAGCAGUAGCAGCACUGUCACCAUUACCACCACUAUAAACAUCCUCACCAAACAUUACCAACGUUGUUCCUAUGACCACAAGUAACAAUAUCACCAACACCACC